GAGCUGCGUGGAAAUGUCCGCAUCCUCGCUCGAGCCCGCUCCGCCCCAGGUCAAACCGACAAUCUCUCGUUUGGGAGUGACGGACCGGGCUUAACUCUGAAUGGCCGUCCGUUUGAGUUCGACCGGGUUUUCAGCGCGUCGUCAACUCAAGAUGACGUCUUUGAUGAGGUGGCGGGGGUGGUUCAGUCCGCCAUCGACGGACACAGCGUGUCUGUGCUGGCUUACGGACAAACAGGUUCUGGCAAAACUUACACGGUAGAUCUUGGAAAAUAUGGUCUGCAAUGCGGAAUAAUUCCGCGUGCGCUGGAACUUAUUUUACAGCAAACUUACGUAUUGACAGAGGACGGCCGGACCCAUCAAAUGGAAGUGUCGGCGCUCCAGGUCUACAAUGAGACCAUCCAAGACCUGCUGGACUCCGGUGGCGCCAACUUGGAGCUUCGGAUGGCGAGCAAGAUCAGCGUUCAAGGACUCUCGAGUGCCCAGGUACGUAACAUCGAAGAUGUCCAAGAACUGCUCAUCCGAGCGUCCAAGAACCGCUGCACCGCGAAGACUGCGGCGAACGCUGUGUCAUCGCGGUCGCACUGCGUGACCAAGGUCAGUAUUGCUGGUUCCCACGCCAGCUCUGAAGAUCGCUCUGACGACCUCCUUCAUUUGGUCGACCUCACUGGGAGGGAGCGCGUUGCUCGCUCCAGCGUCACAUGCGACUUUAUGAAGGAGGCUCAGGCUAUGAACACGAGCCCGAGUGCUCUCAGUGGCGUAUUCAACGCAAUCGACAAAGGCAGCAAGCAUGUUCCUUACCGAGACUCCAAGCUCACGUCCCUGCUGCAAUCUUGCUUCUCUAGUGGAGGCAAGGUGCAAACGGUGGUUAACGUGGUAGCAGACGCCAGGCCGCGACCAAGACCCUGCGGUUGCUGCAUUUUGCAGAUAAUGUCAAGAAAUGCGCCCUUAGGGCCGAAGAAGCUCCGUCACCCCAUUCAGGCGUAA
Messenger RNA from Phytophthora sojae, 984 nucleotides. RefSeq lists its product as hypothetical. Gene Ontology annotation, biological process: microtubule-based movement. The transcript has 3 exons. The annotation marks the transcript as partial. Gene Ontology annotation, molecular function: microtubule motor activity; ATP binding; microtubule binding. The record is from RefSeq and is a predicted model, not a curated record. NCBI's taxonomy places the organism in Eukaryota, Oomycota, Peronosporomycetes, Peronosporales, Peronosporaceae.